AUGGCCAACGCAUUGGACCAUAUGAAUGCUGGACGCACUCGUGUCGAGUGGCUGUCUCAGCUCAACACCGAAUACCAACCCCCCAAGAACUACCGGCGUACCUCGAUUAUCUGCACCAUCGGUCCCAAGACAAACUCCGUGGAGAAGAUCAACAUGCUUCGAAAGGCAGGGCUGAAUGUUGUCCGAAUGAACUUUUCCCACGGCUCAUACGAGUACCAUAAGUCUGUCAUUGACCAUGCCAAAGAGGCCGAGCGCCAAAUGGACGGUCGUCCGGUUGCCAUCGCUCUGGACACGAAAGGACCAGAGAUCCGUACUGGAAACACGAAAGGCGACGAGGACUUCCCCAUUAGCAUCGAUGACGAGAUCCUCUUGAGCACGGACGAUCAAUACGCUACCGAGAGCGACAACAAGGUCAUGUAUGUUGACUACAAGAACAUCACCAAGGUCAUCGAAAAGGGUCGAACCAUUUACGUCGACGACGGUGUCCUCUCCUUUGAAGUCCUCGAGAUUGUGGACGAUAAGACCCUUCGGUGCCGCUGCAUGAACAAUGGCAAAAUUUCGUCGCGCAAGGGUGUCAACCUUCCCAAGACUGAUGUCGAUCUCCCCCCUCUAUCCGAGAAAGAUAAGAAGGAUCUCCGAUUCGGUGUCGAGAACGGAGUCGACAUGGUCUUUGCAUCCUUCAUUCGCUCGGCAUCCGAUGUCCUGGCCAUUCGCGAAGUUCUCGGUGAAGAAGGAAAGGACAUCCAGAUCAUCUCCAAGAUCGAGAAUCAGCAAGGUGUGAACAACUUCAACGAGAUCCUGAAGGAGACCGACGGUGUCAUGGUUGCGCGUGGUGACCUUGGCAUCGAGAUCCCUCCUGCACAGGUGUUCAUUGCCCAGAAGAUGAUGAUCACCAAGUGCAAUCUUGCUGGCAAGCCCGUCAUUUGCGCCACGCAGAUGCUGGAGAGCAUGACCUAUAACCCUCGUCCCACCCGUGCCGAAGUGUCCGAUGUGGGCAACGCUGUUCUCGACGGAGCGGAUUGCGUCAUGUUGUCGGGGGAGACGGCCAAGGGCAAUUACCCCAAAGAGGCCGUGUCCAUCAUGCACGAGACCUGCCUGCUGGCCGAAGUGGCCAUCCCGUACGUCAGCGCAUUCGACGAGUUCCGACGCGUCACCCCGGUCCCGAUUCCCACCACGGAAACCUGCGCGAUGGCCGCCGUCAGUGCGAGUCUGGAACAGGUUGCAGGAGCCAUUCUUGUCUUGUCUACGAGCGGAAACACUGCUCGUCUCGUCUCCAAAUACCGACCUGUCUGCCCGAUCAUCAUGGUCACCCGAAAUGAGCGCGCAGCUCGAUACUCGCAUCUCUACCGCGGGGUCUACCCCUUCUACUUCCCCCAACCCAAGCCCGACUUCAAGACAGUCCCGUGGCAAGAGGACGUCGACGCGCGACUGAAAUGGGGCAUCCAAAACGCCAUCAAUCUCGGCGUCCUCAAGGAAGGCGACCCCGUCGUCUGUGUCCAGGGCUGGCGCGGCGGCAUGGGCCACACCAACACGCUACGCAUCGUCGUGGCGACGAAAGAUCUAGGGUUGCAAACCGACUAA
Messenger RNA from Eremomyces bilateralis CBS 781.70, 1581 nucleotides. Its product is annotated as pyruvate kinase. The transcript is spliced from 7 exons. Gene Ontology annotation, biological process: glycolytic process. NCBI's taxonomy places the organism in Eukaryota, Fungi, Ascomycota, Dothideomycetes, Eremomycetales, Eremomycetaceae. The record is from RefSeq and is a predicted model, not a curated record. The coding region runs from base 1 to 1581 and encodes 526 amino acids. Gene Ontology annotation, cellular component: cytoplasm. Gene Ontology annotation, molecular function: potassium ion binding; magnesium ion binding; pyruvate kinase activity.